UUACGAUACAUAUAUCAGAUCGCUCGAAAUCCUUAUUGAUGACUAUAUAUAGAGCAGUGCUAGGGGCACUCGCCUCCCGCACUCUCCGGCCGUCACUCCCCCUUUCAUUGGGCCACGUAAGGUUGUUUAAGCCCGGAACUUCUGCUAGAGAUGUUUGGGAUGCUUUGGCUGCUACGCAUGCACCCCCAGUUGAGGUCAUUGUUGAGCCCCCCCCACGAAAAGGGCCUGGAAAUCUCGCAGAUCCGCAAUAUAAGACCUUAACUGAUGCCAUUUCCAAUGGGGACCUUGGGCAAUUACAGAAGUUCUUUGGAGAAAAUUUGAAUCCAAAAUCUGCAAGAAUAUUUGAAAAUGGGUACACAGCUCUUCAUUUUGCAGUUUAUAAUGAGAAGAGCAUAAUUGUUGAUUACUUGAUCAGGUACAAGUUGUCUGAAAAAGACUUGGAAACAAAAGAUGAUUAUGGGAGCACGGCUCUUUCCAUUGCUGCUCGUUACGGAGUCGGGAAAUCAAUUGCAAAAAGUUUAGUUAGAAUGAACAAAAAAUUGCUCACCAUCUCAGACGACUAUGAAAAGAUCCCGGUUGAAUUGGCCUGCAGCACAAUUCGGGAGGACCUGACACGCUAUCUGUACCGUAAGACUCCACUAGAGUAUCUGGAAGGAGACCGCGGCUUCUACAUCCUUAAAGAGUGCAUAAUAGUGAAGGCCCACGUCAUCAAAGAAGAUAAGCAUCGAUCAUGUGUAGAGAAGAUGCAAGACUUUUUACAGCCAUUUACAGAGGGGUUCGAACGAUGCGUUGGGUUAUGGAGUGAGACGCUUAAACAGAUUCGGCAAGAAUUUGAAGACGAGAAUCAACGGCGGAUUCAAGAGAAUGAAGAGACGAAUCAAGAGAAUCAACAGACGAUUCAAGAGAAUGAAGAGACGAAUCAAGAGAAUCAAGAGAAUCAAUGGCUGAUUCAAGAGACUGAAGAGACGGAUCUAGAGAAUCAACAGACCAUUCAACAGACGAAUCAAGAAACGAAUGGAGAUACUGAAGAAUCAUCAUUCAUAGAAAAAUGCGUGAUUCUAUUAGUACUAAUGGCAUUCGUCAUUAUUGCGUUACCAAUUGCGGUACCAUUUCUUCUAAUUGCGUUUGCAGUCGUAAUCACGCUUGAAAUGCUACUUUCAAUGCUACUGCUCCUUGGUAUAUGGAUCCAAGUGGCUCUACGCCUACUGGCUUCAAUGCUCUCAAGGAUCCUUGCAAAGAAUAUAUACGAUGGAAAGUUGAUGGAUAAGUAUGCCUGUGAGGUUAUAUCUUUAAUAUGUCAGCCAUUAUCAGAUUCAGAAUUAGAUCAGAAACAUUUUGUGCAAAGUGGAGCAGCAGUGAACACAAUCAUCCAUGCUAUCAAGAACGACAUCCCAAUCAUUGUGAAAGAAAUUAUAAAAGCUAAUAAAAAUAUUUUUUGGAGAAGCUUAAAUCUUGAAGAUUCAAGAAACAUGUUUGCUCGGGCUGUAGCACAUCGUCAAGAGGAGGUGGCACACCUUCUUUAUGAAUUUGCAAAGGAGGAUACAAACAUGGUUAUUACCAUAGAUAAAGAUGGAAAUAAUAUAUUACAUCUAGCAGCAAAGUUAGCCCCUCCUUAUCAAUUAGGUCGCAUCUCUGGUUCAGCUUUUCAGUUGCAAAAUGAACUACGUUGGUUCAAGGGGGUAGGAGAAAUUGUUCCACGAUCUUACCGCGAAAACAAAAACAACAAAGGGGAAACUCCUCUGGAAGUAUUUGUUAGAGAACACAAGGAUUUGCUAAAAGAAGCAGAGGAAUGGGGGAAGAGAACAGCACAAUCUUCUACAGUUGUUGGUGCUCUUAUUAUUACAAUUAUGUUUGCAAUGGCUUUUACUGUUCCUGGUGGGAAUGAUCAAAGUACAGGUUUUCCCAUACUUUUGCACAAAACUCCGAUACCGUUUAUGAUAUUUAUGGUAUCAGAUGCCCUUUCUCUUUUUGCUGCAUCCAGUUCAGUGAUAAUAUUUUUGGGGAUUCUGACUGCACAUCAUGCUGCUGAAGAUUACCGCAAAUACUCCCUCGUGAUUUGGGGCCUUACUUUUCUCUUCAUCUCUAUUGCAACAAUGACCAUAGCAUUUUGUGCUGCUCUUUUCAUCAUGCUACAAGGUCGAUUGGUGGUAGUCAUUCUUAUAACUCUGGUUGCUGGUAUUCCUAUCAAAUGGUUCGUGCAGUUGCAAUUUCCUCUUCUGGUCGACAUUUUUUGUUUGACUCUUGGGCCAAACCUUUUUGAUAGGAGGGAAAUGUCGUGGAUGAACAGAAUGAUAAAAGGCGUGGUCGAUUUGUGGAUGUGGAGCGUUGGGCGCUUUAAAUAAAUGAUUUUUUUAAAAAAAAUACAUGCCUGUUGCUUUGAAUAAAUGAUUGUAGUCAUAGAUAUCUGCCUAUGCUUUGACUGUUGGUUAUGGUUGGUUGUUUGAUUGAUUAUACUUAUGUAUUUGCUUCGGAUGUGAUAAACAUUUGGUUCCUAUAUAUAUAUUUUUAAGAUUUCAAACUUUUAAAGUGCUAAAUUCUUCUUUAAU
Molecule: messenger RNA, 2546 nt
Organism: Rubroshorea leprosula
Lineage: Eukaryota; Viridiplantae; Streptophyta; Magnoliopsida; Malvales; Dipterocarpaceae
Source: the annotation of a GenBank genome assembly